CUCAGUGGACUCUGUGGCCAGUCAUCUCUCAUAUCAGGUGGUCUUGGCCGCUGCUCCUGCUCUAACCAUACACAUAUUCUCCUCUGAACAACCAAAAGCCCCAAUAAAAAAUCCUGCUGACAAACCUUUACAUGUUCUUCUUCCGCUCUCCUGCUCAGCCAUGGAGUCCAAAACCCUAACAGUCACGGCUCAAGGCCGCCAGCUCGCCGUCGUCAACCUCCGGGGAUUGUCGCAUGCAACCAAAGCAUUCCGUUUACUUAUGGUUUUAGCAUGCACCCUCUUUUACCUCACUACAUUUGGGCAAUGCUCUGGGAAUGGUGAGAUAAUAUCGGAAUAUGAUUCUUGUGGAUCAUAUGGAGAUAAUUUGAAUGUGGAUUUUGUGGAUAAUUUUCUUGGUGACACCAGUUUGGGCUGUGGAGUUCCAAGAACCCACUUCAAUCUUGAUAAGAUUUGUACUAGCUCCCGUUUGUUCUGCUUUCCGUCAACAUUACCUGGUUUCUUGGAGCAUAAACUCAAAGUGGCUGAUUUUGGAGUUUCAGGGGAUCAGUCUGAUGAUGUAUCAUCUAUAGGAUCAACUGAAGAUAGCAAGGUGGCAAAUAACAAAAGUAGGUCAUCAGACAAUGGCGUGUUUAAGUUACUUAAUGGAGGGAUUGUUUCUUGUUCUUUGAACUCCAAGGAGGCUACUAAUGAGUUGUCAUCCAUUCAAGCUGAUAGCUCUAAUCAAAACGAUCUUUCUUCUUGUAGCGGACCUUUACUUUAUCAGAAGAGCACAAAUUUUAGGCUAAACAAGAACACUGAGAUGACCAAAUUUAGUUCUUUCACUGGUUCCCCCUCACCCCAUGUAGAAAUUAGCCCUGCAGUAUUGGAUUGGGGACAAAAGCAUAUGAAUUUUCCAUCGUUAGCUUUCUUAACUGUGGCAAAUACAUGUAAUGACACCAUUUUACAUGUUUAUGAGCCAUUCAGUACUGACAUGCAGUUCUAUCCUUGCAACUUUAGCAAGACUAAGUUAGGACCCGGUGAAACAGCUUCAAUUUGUUUUGUAUUUUUACCUAGAUGGUUGGGCUUGUCCUCUGCUCGUCUAAUUUUGCAGACAAGCUCAGGUGGUUUCUUGGUUCAGGCGAAAGGUUUUGCCAUAGAGUCUCCUUAUGGGAUUCAUCCUUUAUUGGACAUGGAUGUUUCUUCCAGGGGAAGGUGGAGUAAGAAUUUGUCGUUGUUUAACUCCUUUGAUCAAAUUUUCAACGUGAGGGAAGUUACAGCAUGGAUAUCAGUGUCUCUGGAGCAUACUUCCCAUCAUGCAGAGGCAAUAUGUAGUACUGAGAAACUUCAAGGUUCCGAUGAACUUGGGUUGCUGAGUGUUAAAGAACGUCUGGUUGUGAGUACUGGACAAGUUGGUUUGCCUCUUCUGGCCAUGAGGCCCCUUAUGAACUGGGAGAUUGGUCCACACAGCACUGAAACUAUCAUAGAAAUAGACUUCUCAACUGAAUCGAAGGGAAGAAUUUAUGGUGCAAUUUGUAUGCAGUUGCUAAGGCCUUCUGAGUACAAGUCUGAUACUGUUAUGCUUCCUUUUGAGGCUGAAGUGGAUGGAACAGCAAUGAAUGAUGAUCUUGAAGUACCUAUCUCGGCAUCUCUUGAGGUUUUGGUCCCCUAUUCCGUCAAUGAGACUGCUGUUGCUAUAUCUCUGAAGAAUUCUGCUCCUUACCUGUUGAGACUUCUUGAGAUUACUGAAGUUGCGGAUGGUAGAACCUUGCAGAUUAAGUACACUGAAGGCUUACUGCUUUUCCCUGGCAGCGACACAUAUGUUGCUGUUGUUGCUUGUACUGAGCCACUUGUCAAAUUAGAUGGACAAUGUAAGUUACUUAUACAGACAAAUGACUCAAGUAGCUCUCAGAUUGAAAUUCCUUGCCAGGAUUUUAUUCAUAUUUGUACAAGACAUUGGAAUGAUUCCACCAUUGAACAUCAGUCUGAAAGGAGUGAAUUGGGUGAUAUGCAGACAGAGUUCUCUGAAAGUGGCAUGCAGUUGCCAUUACCGAUCAUGGCAAUGGAGACAGCAGAGGCAGAUGAGUUGGUGCUACGAAAAUGGAAAUCUCAAGAUACCAGAAGUGGCAUGUCUGUGCUCAUUGAUCAUGAGGUAUUCUUCCCAAUGCUUCAGGUAGGAAGUCAUAACUCUAAAUGGAUCACUGUAAAGAAUCCUAGCCAAGCGCCAGUAGUGAUGCAGCUUAUACUGAACUCAGGGGAGAUUAUUGACCGAUGUAAGAGUGCGGAUGGUCUUACACAGCCUCCUUCAUCGGGUAGUGUGGUUUGUAAUGAAUCCACUUCUCCAAGUAGGUAUGGGUUCUCAAUAGCAGAAAAUGCACAAACAGAGGCUUAUGUUCAACCGAAUGGUAGAGCAUCUCUUGGACCAGUAUUGUUUCACCCUUCAAAUCGAUGUGAGUGGAGAAGUUCGGCCCUGAUAAGAAACAAUCUAUCUGGUGUGGAGUGGCUAUCUCUGAGGGGAUCUGGAGGGUCGCUAUCCUUGCUUCUUCUUGAAGAGUCUGAGCCUGUUCAGAGUGUAGAAUUCAACCUCAGCUUACAAAUUCCUCUUGACUUUUCUCCUCCAGACAUGUUUCACAUGGAAGACUUCACUCAUUCUUGUUUUCAGCCAUUAUCAAGGCAGCUCUAUGCUAAGAAUACAGGAGACUUGCCUCUGGAGAUUAGAAGAAUCACGGUUUCUGGAAAAGAGUGCGGGAUGGAUGGGUUUAUGGUACAAACUUGCAAAGGUUUUGCUCUUGAACCUGGAGAAUCAGCAAAACUUCUGAUAUCGUACCAGACUGAUUUUUCUGCAGCCUUGGUACAACGGGAUCUUGAGCUGGCCGUGAAUUCUGGUAUUCUGGUGAUACCCAUGAAGGCAAGCAUUCCCUUGCAUAUGAUCAAUAUAUGCAAGAAAUCAGUGGUCUGGAUGCGCGUCAAAAAAUACUCUUCAGCAGUAUUUCUUGUUGUCUCCUUGAUGUUUCUAGUAUUUUGGUAUAUAUUGCCCCAGGUGCCUGGCUUUUGCUCUGAUGAUUGUUUGUGCACGAGCGGAAAAAGUUCCUUGGUUACUUCUAAAAGUAGUUCAGGAAAAUCAUCUCAUGCGCAUAAUUAUAGAGAUGGUAGAUUUUCUGUGUCUGGUGAGAUAAACGGUUUGCUAAGAUCAGUUCGGGAAGAUAAAACCUCAAUGCAGGCAUCAUCUGUUGGUAGAUAUCCUGAUGACCAGGCUAGGGCCUCAGAGCGGGAAAAAUUUGCUCAACAUGCAGAUCAAAUUCUACAGGGUCAUGAACAAACUAAUUAUUUGUCAGAUAUGACAAAGAACAAAGCCAUGGCUUUCUCAUUGACUUCUAAAUCUGUGUCAGUUGAGAAUCCCGAUGAACUAGAAGCAUCCCAACCUGGUAACCUCACAGUCAAAACUGGACAGGAAAAGGGUAGAAGGCGUAAGAAGAGAAAGGGUGCCGGUGCUAAAUUCACAGGACUUCUUGAAGUUUCAAGUAGUCAAAGUGGAAAUUCUACACCUUCAUCACCCUUGUCUCCGGUCACAUCUGUAAUACCAAAACAGAUGUGGCCGCUAUCUCCUGAUGUGGGCCAAGCUGUUGAGGCCAGAAAUCCAUUUACUCAAGUGGCUCAGCAACACUUCCGGAAGAGUCAUGUUUUUAAAUCUGCUUCUAAGGCAAACUUAUCACAGCCGGAGGUUUCUACAAAAUAUUGCAAUAACCACCCAACUUUUGCUUCUCAAGUGCAGCCACCAGCACCAAGAAAACCUGCGGCCAGAACUGUUCUGUUGCCUUCUGCCACCUUUCCUGGUUCCAGUAGGCCUGCACCUAAUUUGGUAUGCUCAACCUCUUCUCUGGCUUCAACAUCACGUAUUUCUCCGCAUGUUAGAGCCCCUGGGUCCAAACUCUGUGAUCAGAAAAGUGCUGAAGAAGAAAAGGCUCGGCUUGGGGAUGAAUAUACAUAUGAUAUCUGGGGUGAUCAUUUUCCGAGGCUAAAGUUGACGGGUAGGUCAAAGGAUGUCGGUUCUAUGACCUCCAGCACUACAGAAAGCGACUCCAACAGCUUCUUUGUAAAGGGUCCACAAACCCUCAUGGCAAAGUCUCCACCGAGAUCUGUAAGUUUUUUCCAUCAAGAUGGUUAAUGACAAAAAAAAAAAAAAAAAAAAAAAAAAAAGAAAAUCAAAAUAAGUUAUCCUGUUUCUCUGCUUUCGGAUCUCUCUAUAGGUCUGCUUGUCUGUAGUUUUCUUCAUUCAUAAGCUACACAGGAGUCCGCACUGUUGUCAUACGUUAAUAUGAAACUGAAAAAAGUAGCCUAUGCUGUAAACAAUGAAUAGCUUUUACAACGACUGCGGUUUAGCUGUAAUACACUGAACUUAUCAAAAUGUAGAAAGAGUAAAGAUGAAAAUAUACAUUCAACACUACCAAUGAGUUAAAAAUAUGAAAAGGGAUCAACGGAUCACUCUGAGCAAUAAGCUUUAAGUAACAUGUACAGUAUGCAAAGGAUGUGUUGCAGAAACUUAAAUCAAGUUUGUUUUUAGGAAACAGGAAUUUGCUAGUAGGAUAUGUAAACGUUUUCGAGUCUCUCACUAUUAAUGACACACAGGCAUGGGUUUGCAAAAACUUUCUCGAGUACUACUCUUGAAUAUGUUGCUCUGUUAACAGUUUGCUAAAUGACUACUUGUUUAUAUGAGCUUGAUUGUAAUAUUCAGAAAGAUUAAUGCAAGAAGAAUGUGAACUUCUGCGGUUUAUCAGUUCGUGAAAUUACUCAAAUUAGUACCUUUUUCGAUAGACGAUUUGUGAAAUAUUCAAUUACCUGGAUAUACAGCAACAUUUUGAGCCUUUGAGGAGUGACAGAAUAGAAUAGUUGUCAUCCAUAUGUAUCUCAGAUCAUAUUCUUACAUAUAUGUGUGUCACAAAUACUUAUCUAACGGGCUUUACUUAACUGAAGUAAACAUGUUUUAGGUGAAGAGAAGCCCGUUAAAUAAAUAUUUCUAUAGGGUGGAAAUAUCUCUAUUCUGUGAUGCUGGGCUUGGAUUCUAUACUAUUAAACAGAAAGCCCAGGCCAAAAUAUGAUUUCAUCUUUGCUCUGAUAUUGCAACAAAGAUUAGUACUGGGUGUUGAAACAUCCACCACAUCCGGCAGAGACAAAGAAAAAUAAUAGUUUAAAUAUCCUAA
Molecule: messenger RNA, 5174 nt
Organism: Pyrus x bretschneideri (Chinese white pear)
Lineage: Eukaryota; Viridiplantae; Streptophyta; Magnoliopsida; Rosales; Rosaceae
Exons: 3
Coding region: 161-4141 (1326 amino acids)
Cellular component (GO): membrane
Source: RefSeq, a predicted model, not a curated record